Funneliformis caledonium is the source of this 1962-nucleotide messenger RNA. NCBI's taxonomy places the organism in Eukaryota, Fungi, Glomeromycota, Glomeromycetes, Glomerales, Glomeraceae. The record is from the annotation of a GenBank genome assembly.
AUGGUUCACAACAUAGUUCUUGACAAAACGAUUACAGUUGAAUCAAAUGAAUCAAAUGAAGAUUAUUCCAUUGAAGAAGAUGAUAGUUCAAAACAGGAUAAAGCGGAUACCAUUUCUAAAAAUCAUGAUAUUAAUUCAAAAACGAAUAUUAUCUAUAAUUCUAUACAAGAAGACUCAUCAAUUAACACUGUUACAAAGGUUUUGCCUAUCGACAUUCCGAGAGUCAAUAUUCAAAGUGUAAAUUCACCAACUACGAGUUCAUUUGCUAUAAAAUCGAUGCUUAAACUUAAUGUUAGUAAUUUAACUAGAAAACCAAGUCUUGAAAUUAAUAGGAGUCCAAGUCCUACGAAAUUAUUUGGGACGAGUCCAAUUACAUUUAUUCCUUGGAUGCAAUUAGGCGAAGCUAAUAAAAAUCAUAAUGCUUCAUAUUUAACAGUUUCCUCACCUAAUUCACUGAGAUCAGAAAGUUCCAUGUCAUCCGUACAACGACCUUCUUCUAUAACAUGGUCAAGUAUUAUGGAUCCUGAAAAGCUUGAAGAUAUAUCAAAAGAAGAACGUAAAAGACAAGAAGCAAUUUAUGAAUUAAUAACAACAGAGCAAAGUUACCUUCGAGAUCUUCAGAUGAUAGUUGAUAUAUUUUAUGAACCUUUACAAGUUAUGUUAUCUUCAGAAGAAUUAAAUACUAUAUUUUCAAAUAUUGAGGAGAUAUUACUUUGCAAUACGGAAAUACUAAGCGACUUGGAGCAAAGACAAAAAGAUGAUGAAUUUUUUGUUGAUAACGUUGGGGAUAUACUCUUAAAACAUUCCGAAGGGUUAAAAUGUUAUAAAACAUAUUGUGGUAAUCAAUUAAAUGCAAGUAAAUUUUUACAAAAGAAACGGAGUGAAGAUAAAAGAUUUGAAGAAUUUCUCAAGAAAGCUCAGCAAAAUCCUCAAUGCGGGUCAUUGGAUUUAUCAAGCUUUUUGUUGAAGCCUAUGCAAAGGAUAACAAGAUAUCCCUUAUUGAUACGCCAGAUAUUACAUUACACUAGCAAAAACUAUUUAGAUCACGAAGAUAUGAUGCAAGCUUUACAUCAAGCCGAGGCAAUUUUAGAGGAUACUAAUGAAGCAGCGCGUGAACAAGAAAAUCAGCUUAAACUAGCGGAAAUUUCAAAAUUAGUGGAUCUUGAAGACCUAGAUGAGAAAUUGGAUUUGAUGAGUACAACUCGAUUAGUUGGAAAAAGGCAAUUUAUUCUUGAGGGACCUCUUAGAAAGGCGAAAAGUGGUAGACAUUUAUAUGGAUUUUUGUUCAAUGACUUGUUGAUACUUGCACAACAUAAUAAAAAAGCCGUUGCACGAGGACAUCAAUAUGCAUUAUACAAACCACCAAUACCUUUGAACGAAAUAUUUGUAAAAGAUGGUCACGAUGAAACCUUUCAGGUUGUUCAUAUUGAGGAUAUUAUCAACCUUAAAGCAAACAAUGUCUCCGUAAAGCGACAAUGGGUUAAUCAACUUGAAACAGCAAGUGAUUAUUGUUUAACCAUCGAAAGGCAAAAUCAAAAGAAGGAAAGUGAUUUAACUCAAUUCGAUGCGAUAAGUGGUACUUUGAGAGUACUGGUAUAUGAGGGUACUUUACCGGUUGAAUCACAUGUUGGUAAAGAUAAAAAUGUUGUGAAUACAUAUUGUCAAGUACAAUUAAAUAGGCAAGUUUUUAAAACAAAAGUCGUAAAAGAUGAUAUAUUUCCUCGUUGGAAUCAGCAUUUAAUGUUUUCGGUUACAACUUUGGAAGAUACAUUAAAAUUAUCAGUAUUUCAGUAUGAUAAAUAUACACAGGAUGAAUAUUUGGGAAAAGCUGAAAUAAAAUUGAGUUUUCUUGAGCAUUAUGGAGAUAACGAAACUGAUAAACUUAUCUAUCAAUUAAAAGAUGUAGCACCGGACAAGCCUUUUGGUUCUAUAUCUGUAUACUUAAGUUAUAAAGCAAUAUAA